Galeopterus variegatus (Sunda flying lemur) is the source of this 4522-nucleotide messenger RNA. RefSeq names its product calpain 15 (gene CAPN15). Gene Ontology annotation, biological process: proteolysis. The record is from RefSeq and is a predicted model, not a curated record. Gene Ontology annotation, molecular function: calcium-dependent cysteine-type endopeptidase activity. Bases 95 to 3334 code for a protein of 1079 amino acids. Gene Ontology annotation, cellular component: cytoplasm. The transcript is spliced from 10 exons. Lineage: Eukaryota; Metazoa; Chordata; Mammalia; Dermoptera; Cynocephalidae.
CCCUGGGGUGCCUGUCUGGGGAGGUGCCCUGGUCACCAGACAGCACCAGCCCCCACGCCCCCGGGCCCGAAGCCACACGCACUCACCUGGGUCUAUGGCCACAGUUGGGGAGUGGUCCUGUGCGCGCUGCACCUUCCUGAACCCAGCCGGCCAGCGCCAGUGCUCCAUCUGCGAGGCCCCCCGGCACAAGCCCGACCUGGACCAGAUCCUGCGGCUCAGUGUGGAGGAGCAGAAAUGGCCCUGUGCCCGCUGCACGUUCCGGAACCUCCUGGGCAAGGAGGCCUGCGAAGUGUGUGGCUUCGCUCCAGAGCCUGUGCCUGGGGUCCCCUUGCUGCCGGUCGCCAACGGGGCCCUGCCCAAGCCACCCACUGUGCUGCUGGAGCCCAAGGGCCACUGUGAGGACGAGGUGGGUGCAGUGCAGACUGAAGCGUCUGCAGCCAUGGAGCCAGCCCCAGGGCACCCUGAAGAGCCAGAGCACAAAGGGGCGUCAGAGCCUGGAGGUGGCUGGGCCUGCCAGCGCUGCACACUGCACAACACACCCGUGGCCAGCUCCUGCUCAGUUUGCGGGGGCCCCCGGAAGCUCUCGCUGCCCAGGAUCCCUCCUGAGGCCCUGGUGGUCCCCGAGGUUGUGGCCCCUGCCGGCUUCCAUGUCGUACCUGCCCCUCCCCAGCCAGGCCUCCCUGGGGAAGGUGCUGAGGCUGACCACUCUGCCACCAGCCAGGGCUCGACUACCGUCGACCAGGAGCCCCCAAGGAUACUGCCUUUCAGCCCCUUCUCACCCACCCUGCAGAACAACCCCGUGCCCCGCAGCCGCCGGGAGGUCCCCCCACAGCUGCAGCCACUGGUGCCUGAGGCCACUCAGCCCUCUCCCUCCCCUGGCUCCAAGGGGCCCCCCCAAGGCACAGGACAGGCUGGGACCUCCCGCCUGGCUGAGCUGCUGUCAGUCAAGCGGCUGAGUGUGCUGGAGGAAGAGGCAGCAUAUGGUAGCCCUGCCUGCGGAGAGGCCUGCAGCCCCGCCCCAGGUGGCGACGUCAUCGACUUGGCGGGUGACUCUGUGCGCUACACCCCCGCCAGCCCCUCCAGCCCCGACUUCACCACCUGGUCGUGUGCCAAGUGCACACUCAGGAACCCCACUGCGGCCCCCAGGUGCACAGCCUGUGACUGCUCUAAGCUGCACGGCUUCCAGGAGCACAGUGAGCCCCCCACCCACUGCCCUGACUGUGGUGCUGACAAGCUUGGCCCCUGUGGUGGCAGCUGUGGACGGAUCUCCUCGGCUCACAAAGCUGCCCGCCUCUUGCCUGAGCGCCUGAGCCAGUGGGCCUGCCCUGCCUGCACCCUGCUCAACACAGCCCGGGCCAAGCACUGCGCCGCCUGCCACACGCCCCAGCUCCUGGUGGCCCAGCGCCGAGGGUCCGUGCCACUGCGGCGCAGGGAGAGCAUACAUGUGGAGAAGCGGCGGCAGACAGAUGAGGGCGAGGCCAAGGCCCUCUGGGAGAACAUCGUGGCCUUCUGCCGGGAGAACAGCGUGAACUUUGUGGAUGACAGCUUCCCCCCUGGGCCUGAGUCUGUGGGCUUCCCUGUGGGUGACAGCGUCCAGCAGCGUGUGAGGCAGUGGCUGCGGCCCCAUGAGAUCAACUGCUCCGUCUUCAGGGACCAGGGAGCCGCGUGGUCUGUGUUCCACACUCUCCAGCCCUCAGACAUCCUGCAGGGGCUGCUGGGGAACUGCUGGUUCCUGAGCGCGCUGGCAGUGCUGGCCGAGCGGCCUGACCUGGUCGAGCGGGUGAUGGUCACACGCAGCUUGUGUGCAGAGGGUGCCUACCAGGUGCGGUUGUGCAAGGAUGGCACAUGGACCACGGUGCUGGUGGACGACAUGCUGCCCUGUGACGAGGCUGGCUUCCUCCUCUUCUCGCAGGCGCAGCGGAAGCAGCUGUGGGUGGCCCUCAUCGAGAAGGCGCUGGCCAAGCUGCACGGCUCCUACUUUGCGCUCCAGGCGGGGCGCGCUAUCGAAGGCCUGGCCACACUCACCGGCGCCCCCUGCGAGAGCCUGGCGCUGCAGGUCAGCUCCACUAACCCCCGCGAGGAGCCCGUUGACACUGACCUCAUCUGGGCCAAAAUGCUGAGUUCUAAGGAGGCUGGGUUCCUCAUGGGCGCCUCCUGUGGGGGGGGCAAUAUGAAGGUGGACGAUGCCGCCUACGAGGGCCUGGGCCUGCGCCCCCGCCAUGCCUACUCCAUUCUGGAUGUGCGUGACGUCCAAGGCACCAGGCUGCUCCGGCUCCGGAACCCAUGGGGCCGCUUCUCCUGGAAUGGCAGCUGGUCAGACGAGUGGCCACACUGGCCAGGGCACCUACGUGGGGAGCUCAUGCCCCAUGGCAGCAGCGAGGGUGUCUUCUGGAUGCAGUACAGUGACUUCAUCAGGUACUUCGACUCUGUGGACAUCUGCAAAGUGCACUCGGACUGGCAGGAGGCACGGGUGCAGGGCUGCUUCCCCAGCACGGCCAAUGGGCCUGUGGGCGUGACAGCUCUCACGGUGCUGGAGCGCGCCUCGCUGGAAUUCGCCCUCUUCCAGGAGGGCAGCCGGCGCUCAGACACCGUGGACAGCCACCUCCUGGACCUGUGCAUCCUGGUGUUCCGGGCCACCUUUGGCAGCGGCGGCCGCCUGAGCCUGGGCCGCCUCCUGGCCCACAGCAAACGUGCCGUCAAGAAGUUCGUCAACUGCGACGUCAUGCUGGAGCCCGGCGAGUAUGCCGUGGUGUGCUGUGCCUUCAACCACUGGAGCCCGACCCCGCCAGGGCCCCCCACUGCCGUGCAGGCCUCCAGCACCUCGGCAGGGGUUCCGCGCGGUGCCCCCGAGCCGCCUGGCCACGUGCUUGCUGUGUACAGCUCGCGGCUGGUCAUGGUGGAGCCGGUGGAGGCCCAGCCAACAACGCUGGCCGAUGCCAUCAUACUGCUCACUGAGAGCCGCGGCGAGCGCCACGAGGGCCGUGAGGGCAUGACCUGCUACUACCUGACGCACGGUUGGGCGGGGCUCAUCGUGGUGGUGGAGAACCGGCACCCCAAGGCCUACCUGCACGUGCAGUGUGACUGCACCGACAGCUUCAACGUGGUGUCCACCCGCGGCAGCCUGCGCACACAGGACAGCGUCCCGCCCCUGCACAGGCAGGUCCUGGUGAUCCUGUCCCAGCUGGAGGGCAAUGCCGGCUUCUCCAUCACCCACCGCCUGGCACACCGCAAGGCAGCCCAGGCUUUUCUCAGCGACUGGACAGCCGCCAAGGGCACCCACAGCCCCCCUCUCACGCCUGAGGUUGCCGGCCUGCACGGGCCCCGGCCGCUGUGACUGCCGAACCCACACGCACUUUACGAGGGAGACCCCGACGGAGGACGCUUGAACCAGAAUCUCAGGACCCUGCCCAGGGAGCUGCUAGCCGCAGGGUGCCGCUUCCCAUGGGCCCCCCUCCCUGCUCCACUCCACCCCACUCUGAGCACCCACAGUCUGUCUAGCCAGGCCUCCCAGCCGCCAAGCAGAAUACCUCGAGUUGGAUGGGCUUCUCCCGCCCCUCUGACCUGCCAGCCACGGGAACAGCUUCCGACAGGUGGGGCCAUGGCAGGGCUGCCCCUUUCCCGUGAGCAUGGGUGAGGCAGCUGGAGCUCUGUUCACAAAAUCAAAUCUGGGUGGUCAGAGGCCAAAACCUUGCAGUGAUACCAGGGACCAGCCCUCUGUGGGGCAGGAGGUCAAAGCCUUCUCAGUUUGUCCCAGAGCCCAGCUCCCUGCCCCCCACGAGGGGGUCCCUGGGGUCUGCACCGGCCCCAGAGCUCUGGCCUCUGAGCAGCACGUCCCAGGAGGCAGGGGCCUGGUAGCCCUGGUCUGGGCUUGGGCCCGGAGGAGUACCGUGCAGCUGCCCCCCAGCGACACUAUGCAAUUCCCAGGGCGCCGCCAGGAUGGAAGCCAUGAUGGGGUGGCAGGUGGAGAGCCAGCCCCUGCCCUGAAGCCUGGAGAGGGGCUUGUCCUCAGCACCACCUGAUGCCGACCAACGGGGCAGGUUCCAGCAGAGUCCUGGGCCAGCCCUGCCUCAGGGCCUUGGCUCUGCCACAAAGAGGGGACCCCAGCUCCCUCACAGGCACAUGCAGGGUGUGGCCACUCUCCCCCCACCCAGAAGCCCAGAGAGCUGAGCCACCCACCUGUCCAGGGACCCCCCACUGCUUGUCAGGGCCAGAGCCCUCAUCUGCCCCGUGGACAUCUGAGCCUAGCAUCCUGUGGCCCCCAGGCAGUGGCGCCAGCCAGCCCCCAGCCCUCACAUCCCUUGGGGGGGGUUUUACACCUAGAGAAACAUUCCCCUCUCCCCUUUGGGCCUCCUUUUACUCUGAGCUGUGAAUAUUUUUAACCCUGUAAAUACGGCCAGCUCUUCUGACACAGAGACUAUUUUAUCAACUGUCAGCUUCUCCUUGUAUGAUAUGAUUCUCCAUGGGUGGUUUCCAGACUCAGGCUCCAGUGGACCAAAUAAAAGCGUUUUGUUUUGUAAGGACA